AAGCCAGUUGGCAAAGUUUUUACGUGCCUCUAUAUCUCGCAACUCACUUUCAAACAUCGUCUCAAUAGAGUUGGUCGAACCUUGCAAACUCUGUGAAGCGCUGUAUGUUUUUGCUUGCCGUGCAGCAUUUUCAAGCCUGUGAGAUCAUAUCGGAAAUUGUUCAUUUGUUUCGGAAAAUAACCAUACGGAAAGUGGUUGAUGCAUAUGUGGAAAGUGAUAAGAAGCUAGCGAAGAUAUUCGAAUAGUAGUGCUUUUGUUAAUAAACAUGUUGGCUUUACGGCAGCAGUGAUUAACUCUAGUAGUGAUAGUCGUAAAUAUUGCAAGAGCAACACGAUAUUUCAUUCAAAAGUGAAGCACUACAAUAGAAAUCCUUCAAACUAACUGCUUAAGAACCCAACCUAGGUUCGUUCAUUCAACCUUGUGCAUGUAGACUAUUGAAUAGGGUUCUAAAGCCCUUUAUCCUGCCUCGAUUUGGCUUCGAUUCGGUAGCAUAGAAACUCUCAAAACGCUUUUCUCUAAAAUGGACGUGUACUACAUAAGCGACAGUAUGCACUACGGAUCCUUCCGGAAUCCGUUGUACCGGGACUAUGAAAAGUUCCCCUAUGGUACACUAGAGAACCCGCUCAACUCUCCCCCCAAGAGUACACAUCACAAACAGCAGCAGCAGCAGCAACGGAAUGGCAGCUACAAUAUGGCACAAGAAAAAUCCAAGAACAAAUCCUCGAAGGAACCGUGCCCGUUCUGCAAGGAGCAGAAAAAACGACCCCUUGGAGCAUACAUGCGCAAACGAGGUCAGCGCAUAACCAGCGAGAGCAUUUCCGAGGACGUCGAGGAAGAUCAAGAAGAGCGAGAAUGCGGCCCUGAAACGUCACCCGCCGGAAGUCCAACUAACACUGAACUGGCUUCGCACAAUCAUCAUCAUCACGUACACGGCCGUCGUAAUUUGUCUCGCCAGAACUCACAGGAUAGCGAUGGAAAAUGAGUUCUUCGGUUCUAGCGUUUUUGGCUAGAUAUUUAUAUGAUUUGUGGCCUCAUAUUUCACAUACAUAUUUCAAAUGCAACUAUGAUGGCUUCAAGCUGAACAGUCUCCUAGCAUCCUAAGUUUAUUUCAUAACAUAUACCAUACAGUACAGUACACUGAUUUUAGUUAACUGUAUGUAAUCAACUCUGGAAAAUAGUAAUCUGCCUGUGCGCAUCACACGAGAAACACUACCCAGUAUACCUCAUCGAUGUCUUACAAGAAUGCAUUUUUUGGUAUAUAUCAAGAGCCAGAAUUUAAUAUACACGGAGUAUUGUGUAGAGAUCGAUAGUGGUAUGAGAAAAAGACUGAUUUUUAAAUCCAUCGGGGAGAAAUAAAAUAAUAAUUGGUUCAAAAUUAGUAUAGCAAUGCGAGCAUGGGAAAGGCAGUUGUCUGAACGGAUUGUGUCGAAAAAAAGGUAUGGACAAUAGUUUCCUGAUGAUUUGAUUCGACAUGAAAAUCAUACUUUUUACAAGUGUGUUUCUCGUUAUUCAACAAUAAUUAGUUGUUACGAACGGUUUAUGAAAUAUGGAUGGUCAUUAUUACUUUUUUGCGAGGAAAUAUUUAAACUAAUCAAUACAAAUACUAUAUAUUAACAUUAUACUCUUUGAAAAGCUGGAAAGUUUUGUUGUACUGUGUCUUUGUAGUUAUAAGUGCAAUAUUCGGAGUAAACCAAGCUUUUGGAUGCAUAUACUUAUAAAUAAAAAAGUAAGUUAUCGUA
This is a messenger RNA of Topomyia yanbarensis, 1739 nucleotides long. RefSeq lists its product as uncharacterized. The record is from RefSeq and is a predicted model, not a curated record. The coding region runs from base 521 to 982 and encodes 153 amino acids. The transcript has 2 exons. Lineage: Eukaryota; Metazoa; Arthropoda; Insecta; Diptera; Culicidae.